AUGCUCUGGAAUGCUGUCAUAUUCGGGCCUGAUGACACGCCAUGGGAUGGAGGUACUUUCAAACUCUCACUGCAGUUCUCUGAAGACUAUCCAAAUAAACCACCAACAGUUCGUUUUGUGUCACGGAUGUUUCACCCAAAUAUUUAUGCUGAUGGUAGUAUUUGCUUGGACAUUCUCCAAAACCAGUGGAGUCCAAUAUAUGAUGUUGCUGCUAUACUUACCUCCAUCCAGUCGUUGCUCUGCGACCCUAAUCCGAAUUCUCCUGCAAACUCGGAAGCUGCUAGGAUGUACAGCGAAAGCAAGCGCGAGUACAACAGAAGAGUUCGCGAUGUUGUUGAGCAAAGCUGGACUGCUGACUAG
Messenger RNA from Microthlaspi erraticum, 360 nucleotides. The record is from the annotation of a GenBank genome assembly. Lineage: Eukaryota; Viridiplantae; Streptophyta; Magnoliopsida; Brassicales; Brassicaceae.